AUGGCGCUGCCGCGGGCGCAGCUGCACUGUGUGCCCAGGGAGCAGCAGCAGAGCCAGGAGGUGCUGCUGGAGCUGCGCCUGUGGCACCCCCACACCCUCCCGGGGGGGCUCCCGGGGGUCGCCCUGCACCCCAACUUCCGACAGAACCUGCGCGUGGCCCUGCUGGGGGGGGGCAAGGCCUGGUCGGACGACACGGCCCCGCUGGGCCCGGACCGGCACGCCCGCGACGUGCCCGCGCUGGACAAGUACGCUGAGGAGCGCUGGGAGGUGGUUUUGCACUUCAUGGUUGGGUCCCCGAGCGCGGCCGUCAGCCAGGACCUGGCGCAGCUGCUGGUGCAGGCCGGGCUCAUGAAGAGCGAGGGGGGCGAGCCCCCCUGCAUCACCUCGGCCGGGUUCCAGUUCCUGCUGCUCGACACCCCCGCCCAGCUCUGGUUCUUCAUCCUGCAGUACCUGCGGGGGGCCGAGGUCAGGGGUGUGAACUGGUCGGAACUGGUCCGAACUGGUGGGAACUGGUGCCAGGACUACUCGGUGGAGGGGAUGAGCGAGUCGCUGCUGACGUUCCUGCAGCACCUGCGCGAGUUCGGGCUGGUGUUCCAGAGAAAGCGGAAGUCGCGGCGGUUCUACCCGACCCGGCUGGCCAUCGCGCUGGCCUCAGGGACAGCGGGGACAUCGCUGGGGACAUCGCUGGGGACACUGGGGACAGAGCCCGACGGACACGGCUUCAUCCUGGUGGAGACCAACUACCGCAUCUACGCCUACACAGACUCGGAGCUGCAGGUGGCCCUCAUCGCGCUCUUCUCGGAGCUGCUCUAUCGCUUCCCCAACCUGGUGGUGGCACAGGUGACAAGGGACAGCGUGCAGGCGGCCAUCGCCAACGGCAUCACCGCCGAGCAGGUGACACCAACCAUGUCCCUGUCCCCAUGUCCCUGUCCCUGUCCCCAGAGCCCGGUGCUGCCCCCGACCAUCACGGACCAGAUCCGGCUCUGGGAGCUCGAGCGGGACCGGCUGCGCUUCUCGGAGGGUGUGCUGUACAACCAGUUCCUGUCCCAGGUGGAUUUCGAGGUGCUGCGGGACCACGCCCGCGCCCUGGGCGUGCUGGUGUUCGAGAACCCCGCGCGGCGCCUGAUGGUCGUCACCCCCGCCGGCCACCCCGACGUCAAACGCUUCUGGAAGAGGCAGAAACACAACGGCUGACCCCAAAAACUACAAAAUCCCGGAGUUUGGGGUCCCCAAAAACCCCAAAAUACCCGAAAUCCCGGAGUUUGGGGUCAAGAAUAUCCAAAUUUGGGGUUACUGGGGCACCCCGACAUCAAACGCUUCUGGAAGAGGCAGAAACACAACGGCUGACCCCAAAAACCACAAAAUCCACAAAAUCCCGGAGUUUGGAGUCCCCAAAGACCCCAAAAUACCCAAAAUCCCAGAGUUUGGGGUCAAGAAUAUCCAAAUUUGGGGUUACUGGGGCACCCCGACAUCAAACGCUUCUGGAAGAGGCAGAAACACAACGGCUGACCCCAAAAACCACAAAAUCCACAAAA
Messenger RNA from Onychostruthus taczanowskii (white-rumped snowfinch), 1535 nucleotides. It is a transcript of the gene GTF2H4, whose product is annotated as general transcription factor IIH subunit 4. Gene Ontology annotation, molecular function: double-stranded DNA binding; ATPase activator activity. The transcript has 10 exons. Gene Ontology annotation, cellular component: transcription factor TFIIH core complex; transcription factor TFIIH holo complex. Bases 1 to 1194 code for a protein of 397 amino acids. Gene Ontology annotation, biological process: nucleotide-excision repair. The record is from RefSeq and is a predicted model, not a curated record. NCBI's taxonomy places the organism in Eukaryota, Metazoa, Chordata, Aves, Passeriformes, Passeridae.